Caenorhabditis auriculariae is the source of this 5526-nucleotide messenger RNA. The record is from the annotation of a GenBank genome assembly. NCBI's taxonomy places the organism in Eukaryota, Metazoa, Nematoda, Chromadorea, Rhabditida, Rhabditidae.
AUGGAAAGAGUUGGAAUUCUGUCGGGAGGCUUUUUCCACCACAAUCAUCACAAUGACGUUCACGCCCAUGACUCUGGAGAUCACUUGAAACCUCCGGUAUGUUAUAAGAAAAAGCUUCAUAUUUGGUUUUUUUGUGUAGAGUAAAAAAACAUUGUAUAGUGAAAAAAAGACCUCUUAAAGAAUGACAGACCCGAUUUUUGCUCUUCAAUUUCUUGAAUUUCUCACAAACAAUUCAAUCCAAGAGUCCAGCAUUAAGUGUUUGAAGAGAAAGAGAACGGAAUCCAUCGCCAUGUGACGUUCCCAGGGUUUUUAGGAUACUUUAAAAGCGACGAUUUCGAUACUUUUGAACAGUUUAACAAUUUUUUUGCCUCUUUCUUUUCUUUUCGUAAUCGUGCUGGCGAUGCCACGUCUUUUGUUUCUUUUUUUGCGUUUGAAAACUUUUCUUUCGGGAAAAAAAAAAAUCAAAACCAUAGACGAGGUAAACGCUGACUUUCCGGCGGGUACCAGUUUAAUAAGGAAAAAAAGAUAGCAGGAUUUUUUACCUUUUGUCGUUUUUUUCCUUUUUCAGAUAUGAUUAUUUACUUUUUUUCUUUGAUUUUGAACACAUGGUCUGUGUACCACGACUUGGAAUUUCAACGAACAACAUUCCGCUGUUCCGCCGAGCGCCUUUGCGAAUCUCGGUUGCGCUUUCAAUUUUUUUCAUUCAAAUACUCGCAGUGGAACAAUCCAUCUAUCAGCAAUAAAAAUAGUCUGGAAGGGUGACCUAGUUCCGCAAAAGCAAAGACGCUUCGCGACCGUACGCAGCGGAACGUCGAUCGGUGAAGUUCAAGUCGUGGCACACAGACUAUAACUCUGAAGUAACUCUGGAAAAUGUAGAGCUUCAAUUUUUUAAAAAUCAGUUGAAUGAAGGUUUUUGAUGACCAACUGCUGGAUACUGCCAAUUUGAAGCCACUAAUUGAGCCUAUCCUUCAAAAAACGUUGUUUACACAGACAAAAAUCGAUGACGCGAGAGAAACAUGCCCAACAGCGUCCUUUUUGCAGGUCACCUUACGAACAAUGAGCAAAAGCGAUCCACACCUCGAGAUUCCUCAUCUCAUCUUCAGCCAAGACGAAGGUAACCCUUUUCGAAUUCUUUUUAAACUUUGCCCUGCCUUGUUAUUUUGUUUUUUGCCAUUCGAAGCGGAAAUUUCAACGGGAACUGGGCCUUUUUGUUAUUCUGACAAGGCUUGUUUACCACAGCCUUGAGAUUUUUUCGCGUGCUCGUCCCUCUCACACCACAAAUUUUUUUGAUUUCCCUCUAUCUUUUGUCCAGUCCUAAAUCCUCUGAUUCACACUUCUUUCAACACGCUUAUUCUAUUCCUACAAAGAUAUGGAAAAUCGGAAAUGUACGUUUGGAUUAUAUACGAUGAAGUUUGAAUCAUGAGAAAAUUUGUUUGAGAGUAUGACCUCUGGGAUCAAUUUCAGAGCGAAAUUGGGUUCCGGAAGCUCAAAUUUUAGCUAUUUCAAUGCAAAAAUGAGACAAGAGGUUUCACCCAGUUUGCCUUAAAAUUGAAAUUUUUUUGAAAAAGUCGUAAAAAAAGUCUUUUAAUAAAGUAAAAAUUUCAAACUUUUUGAUUUCUCGUCGGAGUUUUUUAGCAUUGAAUUUUUGGAACUCAGGUGCCUUGAACUCAAAAAUUUGGGAGAAAGAGACUUGGUUAAGUCCAACUUUCCGAACAUAAAAUUUUUUGAGCAGUAUCAUGAAAGUUUUCGGAACCAGAAAAGUCUUAAAACUUUUCAAAAUACAGCUAUAAAAAUUUCAUUCCUUUUCAGAUCAUCCUUCUCUCAACAAGAUCAUGUCGAGCCUCAUGCAUGUGCACGAAGGAUUGCGCACUCCUGUUGCUUCUCAACCAAACCUUCAGGUAACGCUUUUUAUCAAAAAAAUUUGAAUUUAUAGUUGAUUCAUAUCGAUCAGAAAUAAUAAUCCUCUCUGAGGAAAUUGAAAAGAUUCAGAUUCAAGACUUGCUGAAAUAUUGCAGAAAAACGUUCUUUGAAUGCCCUGAAUUCAGUUGCAAACAACUUUUUUUGCAUUUUGUUUUUUUACUCAAAUUAUGGUGUCUGAAGGACGCUGAAAAACUUUCUUUCUUGGCUGCAAUGAUAGAGUUUGGUCUUUGAGGCGUUAUAGUUCAACUGAAAAAAACAGAAGAAAAAAAUGAUCAGCGACAAAAAAAUUUGAAAUUUUUUUCUUUAGUAAAUAUUCAGAAACUUCCAAAAAAAGUGAAAAAGUUAGUCAUUAAUUGUGAUUAAAAAGAUCUGGUGCACAUUUGCUCACUUUAUUUUUUUUUGUUGCAAUAUUUUUCUGUGUCGUAUUUGAUGCUUGGAAUUUUUAGAUCGAUGAAAAAAAGUUACCGUAACUUGGAAAAAGUUUGAAAAACGACGUAGCUAUCGAUAAAUGUUCCUAAAGGCACAAUAUACCUCGAUUUAAUCUUCUUAGAGACUGUUCGUCUGUUCUUCUCACAAUUGAACGCUAGACAAAGAGGAGCCUAACGUCUCAGACUUGUUCCAAUGAAAUGACUCUUGCGAUUACAGGCCCUUCACCAGCAACAUGAACUGAAAGACACCGUUUCUCGUAACGCAAGGUGCGAUAUUUUUCCACUAUUUUCCUUCUUUCUACCGUUUCUGAACUAUGACUCAAUCUCAAAAUUUGAUAUUCAACUCACAAGCUUCGGUGGACUUGAAUUUGUCACAGGAAAACUGCUGAGGAUAAAAAAACUGAAGUAUAGAAUUGAAAAAUUGAAGAAAUUACUGUCUUUUUUCAAUUCAUCACGUUCAAACUUGCGGUCAUUAACUGUUGCAAGAAAUUCAAAAAAGAAAGAAACCGGAAUAUACUUUCGAACUGCGUGACUUUCUCUUGGAAUCUUGAAGAAUUAUUUUUUUGCACUUUGGGCCGCUUUCGCUAUCCCUAGCCGAUAUUUCAAGAAGCCUCAUUUGUCAAAAACUUCUGCCAGCUGUUCGGUUUUCCUAGCUUCUCAUCCAGCACGUAAACCUUUUUUAUGGUUUCUGACAUUCUCAGAAAACGUUUGGUGACUUGAGAAAAGCUUAAUAUUUCAUCAGCUUUCUGCGGAGUUUUCGCAAUGUCUUUUUUCCAUGCUGUUAAAAAAAUCAACCUAAAAAAACUUUUUCUCAAAAAAAAGAAAAAAAUGCUACCUUUUCGGAUUCUUCAAAAUUUACUUUUGUAAUCGUUUGAGUUUUAAUUUACCUCCUUUCUGUAGAUAGCAGCUGGAACAAUGUAAUCUCACCAUUCUAUUUAAUAAAACCUGACGCUGGUAUUUCACAAAAAUCCUAGAUGACUCAUCCUAUUUAUUUUUUUCCUCUCAGAGUUUGAAAAAAGAUUUCAAAAAAAAUGACUCAGCAGAAAAAAAAGAACCAAAAUUUUUCGGACCCAAACUUCAGAAGGUUUAUCACUGGAAGUAAGAUUUAUGAGAAAUUGAAAAUGAGCCAUUGACUUGAUCAAUUACUUUCUACCUGGAGAAAAGUGAAUAACUUAUUUUCUGACAACUUUGUUGGAGAAUACCUUUAUGGCCUGAUUCGCUGUUAUUUGAUGUCUCAGUGCGUCACAACUUUUGCACAAUAUCGAAACGCACAUGUUUGGCGGAAACGUGGCGAUUUUGGCAAUUUGUUGUUUUGGAACUCCAGAGUGACCCACCUGAGAUCACAAGAACACGGCGACGAAAUGAAAGAACCACCGUGCAGGUGACAGGAACCUCAACAUCCGGGUACCUAUAAAUAUGCCCUUGGGGUCUGUUUGGCGUUUCCAAACUGAAACUAAAUACCAUGGUCUCCUGUUCUCGUCCCCCGGUCUUCUCCCCUAUAUCGGAAGUAUUUUGUGUCAACUACAACUCGGCUUCUCACUCCGAAUCAACUUCCACGUGGUAGGAGUUUUUGAUAAGCUGCCAGAAGUGUCAUAGAAACUAUAAUAGUUCCUCAAACGAUUUUGGAUGGAAUUCUCGAAAAAAUCCUUCAUUGCUUAGGAAUCGCUCAAAAAGGGCGUAACAUCAUAACAAUCAGAUUAUUUCAAUCAAAAAAUUCCCUGGAGUUUAUUCAUGAGCUCUUCUUCUUUAGGACUGUUGAAAAAGUUGGAUUGAAAAUACAUCUUCCAAAUUAAUUUUUAUUAACCCAAACAGACUUUUUCGACUUAAUCAAGUAAAAAAAUUUUUGGAGUCCUAAUUUCCAAAAAAAAAAAGACUUGCGAGUUGAGAAUUUCAAGAUCUCCUCAGCUCUCUCCAAUUUUCUCAUUAGAACUUUUUUUAAAAGAUCGCCAACACGAACCCAGAUUUAUUCAUUGAUUGAGAACUCAAAGGGAACUUUUCCAAUCACUCCAGUGUCAUUAUGGUCUACAUUAGUCGCUUGGAACAAAGUACAAAAGCGCAAAUGUCUUCACGUCAUUAGUUACAAUGCGCAGCGUAAUUUCUCAUGCCUUGUCUCGGUGGGUUAUAUAAGGCGUAUUAGUCUACGGCUGAUAUGCGAGAGGAUUUUCACGUGAAUUUUCUGAAUUUUUCUUUUUCAGCUUUUCAUUGGAACAAGCUCAUGUUUUCCCGAAAUUCGUGAGAAAAGGAGUUUUCUCAGAACCAAUUACAUUUUUUUUUUAUUUUCAUCAAUCCCAUGUUAGGUCCAAUUUUUUUUUUCUAAGAGUUUACCUUUUUUUAUUGAUAUAAAAUCUGCCUUUAUGUUAGAGAAAAGCUUAAGAAGUAUAUAAAGGCUUUUUUUUCGAAAAUUUAGUAUGACUGCUCUCGUGAUGAUAAAACUUUCAUUACUAGAGUUUUGCCAUCAGAAUUUCAAACGAACACUUUUUCGCAGGAAUUUUCGAGUAGUUCUUGAAAAUUUAGCUUUGAUUGGAGAGUUAUUCAAGAAGGUUUUUUUGCUUUAAGAAAGAAAUUUUGUGUUACAUCUUGAAAGUUCUGAUUUUCUCAGUAUAAACUAACUUCCGGUCUCAUUUUUCGAACUAAAAGGAUAUUUUCCAUUGUGAUUGUUUGGUACUUCAUCAGUUUUUUUGAAAUUUAAAACUAAGUUUUUCAGCUUUUCGUUUAUGUAUCGUUCUCUUAGUUCAUUCACACUGGUUGAGACAUUUAAAUAUAGGAAUUUUCCGUAAGCUAACAGAUAUGGAAAUUAAAGGCGUCUUUAUAUUAUUUUUGCCUAUUUGAUGGUAGUAUUUCCUACUAUGGAAUUCACGCCAAAAGAAUUAUUGGCAUUUCAUUCGCUUUUCUCUGAAUAGUGCUGUGCCAUAAACAGUAACAGCCUUGGGCUGCUUCGGGUAACUCGCUGAGUAAUGGGUCUCAAACGGAAGACAUGAGGCGCAACGCGUUGGCGGGACCGGUCGCCCAAAAGAGCGUCCGUUCUCGCUACGUCAUUGGCCUCAAACAACCGCAUAUUCUAUCGCAAAUUAACAUCAUAUCCGUCGAUCGCUACCUGAUUUGGCCGGCUACUGUACAGAGACCUAUGAUCUCUUCCUUCUUUUCCGAACAAGCUUUUCAGUUUGACUCUUGGUCUUGA